Messenger RNA from Clonostachys rhizophaga, 885 nucleotides. Lineage: Eukaryota; Fungi; Ascomycota; Sordariomycetes; Hypocreales; Bionectriaceae. The record is from the annotation of a GenBank genome assembly.
AUGGCCCAUUAUGAUUCAGAAGAGGAUGAUCAACCACGAAAGAUUUGUGACCGUCGUGGGGACCUCACACUCGUCGACUGUCAGCCACAGGUGAGAAUCAAGAUGGACCAGCUCGCUGCUCUCCAAGCCCAAAUGCCUGGGUUUCUUUUCGCGGCUCGACCGAUACCGAGUCCACAAUCUAUCACCAAUGCUAAAGACGCGAUGGGUAAUGGAGAAGCUGGCGUUUGGACAGGAAGCGUCUUCAACACUCCUCCUAUGAACCUCUCUCCCCAAUCGAUAUUCGCAUCCCGUCAGAUCGACACACUCAACCACCACGUCAAUUUCGAGCGCUUUAUGAUCCGGCGUAGGUAUACCCCAUGGCUAGCAGGCCUGAAGACCAUGGCAGUAUUUACGGAUGGCGCGUGCGCUUCAAAUGGCCUCGCCACGCCCAAAGGUGGCUGCGCCUUCUCAGUCAACGACGGAAAUGGGCUGUUCUCCCGGCGACUUGAGGAUAAAGGCCCCACCGGCACGGCUUUCACCCCGACGAACAACAGAGCUGAGCUCCGCGCCGUCAUUGACUUUCUCGAAGGCCGUUCAUGGUGGGGGGAAGGCUGGACCCGCAUCGUGGUCAUAACUGACUCUGAGUAUGUGACCAAAGGAGCAACAGUCUGGAUUCGAAAAUGGGCCUCCAAUGGUUGGAAGACCGCUGCUGGCAAGCCUACCGCGAAUCCCGAUCUCUGGAAGGAGCUUUCUAAGCUCAUGGGACAGUAUGCCGAAGGUGGCUGCGAGAUUUCAUUUUGGGCGAUACCACGCGAGUGGAACACUCGUGUUGAUACAGCCGCGAAGAGUGCUUGUAUGUUGGGCACUCAAGAGAAAUAUUCAAGGAUCUCCCUGCUUGGAGUUUGA